ACCAAACCAUGGCCUUCUUAAUGGCACCUGGGAACUACAGCUCACCUGCUGCGAUCUCCGAGUUCCUCCUCAUCUGUUUCCCUGGCUACCAGAGCUGGCAACACUGGCUCUCCCUGCCCCUGAGCCUGCUCUUCCUCUUGGCCAUGGCGGCCAAUGCUACACUUCUGCUCACCAUCUGGUUAGAGGCCUCUCUGCAUGAGCCCAUGUACUACCUGCUCAGCCUGCUCUCCCUGCUGGAUAUCGUGCUCUGUCUCACCGUCAUCCCCAAGGUGCUGGUUAUCUUCUGGUUUGAUCUCAGAGCCAUCAGCUUUUCUGCCUGCUUCCUCCAAAUGUUCAUUAUGAAUAGUUUCCUUCCCAUGGAGUCCUGCACCUUCAUGGUCAUGGCAUAUGAUCGCUAUGUGGCCAUCUGCCACCCCCUGCGCUACCCCUCCAUCAUCACUGAUCGAUUUGUUGUCAAAGCUGGUAUAUUUAUUGUGGCCAGAAAUGCUCUCCUCACUGCACCGAUUCCUAUUCUUUCUUCUCGACUUCGUUACUGUGGAAAAAAUAUAAUUGAGAACUGCAUCUGUGCCAACUUAUCUGUGUCCCGACUCUCCUGCGACAACUUUACUUUCAACCGAAUUUAUCAGUUUGUGGCUGGCUGGACCCUCCUUGGCUCUGACCUCAUCCUUAUCUUCAUUUCUUAUGCCUUUAUCCUCCGGGCUGUGCUAAGGAUCAAGGCUGAGGGGGCUGCGGCCAAGGCCCUGAGCACAUGUGGCUCCCACUUUAUUCUCAUCCUCUUCUUUAGCACCAUCUUGCUGGUUGUUGUGCUGACAAAUGUGGCCAGGAAGAGAGUUCCCAUGGACAUCCUUAUCCUUCUCAAUGUCCUUCAUCAUCUUAUUCCCCCAGCCCUGAAUCCCAUUGUCUAUGGGGUGAGGACCAAGGAGAUCAAACAAGGGAUCCAGAAGUUACUAAAAAGGAGAGUAUGAGGACAUGGAAGUCAUUUUCAACUCAGGACUGUGUCGAGGACUGAAAAAUAGGGUAGGGUGAGAUAUGUUAUCCUCUCCUUUAUAGUGUCAUACCUGGAAAUCUGUAUCUAUCUGUGUGUAUUAGGUCCCUCUCCUAUAUUCUUUCCUUGAGUCUCUGUGUCUGCACCAAGUAAAGAUCAAGUAUCUAUUAUGUUUAAAGAAAAGGAAUCUAGACUUUUUUAGAGAAAAAACUCAGAAUUUCCUCUUUGGAAACUCCCUCUCCAACACUCUUGUUGAAUAGUCCUCUAUUUUCAGCACAAAGUCUAGUGGAAAGCAUCCACCCUCUAUCUUGACCCCAGAAUUGUCAUGUUAUUGUU
Monodelphis domestica (gray short-tailed opossum) is the source of this 1321-nucleotide messenger RNA. Its product is annotated as olfactory receptor 56A1. Gene Ontology annotation, biological process: G protein-coupled receptor signaling pathway. The record is from RefSeq and is a predicted model, not a curated record. NCBI's taxonomy places the organism in Eukaryota, Metazoa, Chordata, Mammalia, Didelphimorphia, Didelphidae. Gene Ontology annotation, cellular component: plasma membrane. Gene Ontology annotation, molecular function: olfactory receptor activity; G protein-coupled receptor activity.